AUGACAGAAAAAGAAGAAACAGAAAAGCAUGAAGUCGAGGGCACCAACGAUAUCGACCCAGUUCCCCGGAGCCCGUCAUCACACGAGGAAUCCACCGUCGGCUACGAGUCCAAUGGCCUCGCCCCGGCCCCAACACACACGAGUGCCUUGUACCGAACGUUGUCAGUUGUCCGCACUCGUGAAUCCGGGAGAGAUCUCGGUCCACCACCGGAUGGGGGCUUUCAAGCCUGGUCCCAGGUUGCCCUGGCGCACUUUGUGAUCUUCAACACCUGGGGGUACAUCAAUAGCUUCGGCGUGUUCCAAACAUACUACACGCAGACGCUAGGACACCCGCCCUCAGAUAUUUCGUGGGUGGGAAGCAUUCAGAUCUUCCUGCUCUUCUUCAUCGGGACCUUCUCUGGCCGUGCGACAGAUGCGGGCUACUUCAAGUUUAUUCUGGCAGUGGGCGCCAUCCUGGAGUGUUUCUGUAUCUUUAUGACCUCGCUGUGCACGAAAUACUGGCAGCUCUUCCUUGCCCAGGGAGUCGGACAGGGCAUCGGGUGUGGUCUCAUGUUCUGUCCCACGCUGGCCCUGAUCUCGACCUACUUUGCAAAGCGGCGCGGGAUCGCCAUCGGCAUUGUGGCCUCGGGCUCGGCUACCGGUGGCCUUGUGUUCCCCGCGGUCAUCAUGCGCAUGCUGCCCGAGGUCGGGUAUGGGUGGACAGUACGGACGUUGGGGUUCAUCUCACUGGCCACGCUUCUCCCCUGCGUGCUGUUCCUGAAGCAGCGUCUACCGCCUCGCACGAGUGGCCCGCUCGUAGAAUGGGGUGCUUUCACCGAGUUGCCGUAUCUCCUGUUCGCGGUGGGGAUGUUCAUGAACUUCUGGGGCCUGUACAUCGGUUUCUUCUACAUCGGGAGUUUCAGCCGCAACAUCAUCGGCGUAUCCCAGACUAUCUCCAUCGAUCUGCUGAUGGUCAUGAACGGCGUCGGACUGCUCGGUCGACUCGUUCCCAAUCUACUGGCCGAUCAGUAUACCGGCCCACUCAACCUGCUGGUUCCGUUCAGCCUCCUGACGGGCGUGGUGGCUUACUGCUGGGCGGGCGUGACCAGCCUGUCAGGGCUUUGGGCCUUUGCGGUAUUCUAUGGCCUCUUUGCGGCAGGAAUCCAGUCGCUCUUCCCGGCUACCUUGAGCACCCUCACCACUGAUCUGAAGAAGAUCGGCGUGCGCAUGGGAAUGGUUCUCAGCGUGGUGGCCGUCGCCGCCCUCAUCGGCUCACCCAUUGCCGGUGCUUUGAUCCAGCGGGACGACGGCGAGUACCUGUACGCACAGAUGUUCAUGGGCAGCACCAUCUUACUGGGCACGUUGACGUUGAUCGGGGCGCGGGUGACUCGAGUGGGCACGGGCCUGGCGCGGGUGUAG
This is a messenger RNA of Penicillium alfredii, 1398 nucleotides long. Its product is annotated as putative MFS monocarboxylate transporter. Bases 1 to 1398 code for a protein of 465 amino acids. The transcript has a single exon. Gene Ontology annotation, molecular function: transmembrane transporter activity. Gene Ontology annotation, biological process: transmembrane transport. Lineage: Eukaryota; Fungi; Ascomycota; Eurotiomycetes; Eurotiales; Aspergillaceae. The record is from RefSeq and is a predicted model, not a curated record. Gene Ontology annotation, cellular component: fungal-type vacuole membrane.